Molecule: messenger RNA, 1043 nt
Organism: Notothenia coriiceps (black rockcod)
Lineage: Eukaryota; Metazoa; Chordata; Actinopteri; Perciformes; Nototheniidae
Product: membrane-associated guanylate kinase, WW and PDZ domain-containing protein 3-like
Exons: 2
Coding region: 698-1009 (103 amino acids)
Biological process (GO): signal transduction
Cellular component (GO): cell-cell junction; cytoplasm
Molecular function (GO): protein binding
Source: RefSeq, a predicted model, not a curated record
CACACCAGAGGAUGGAGCCAGCCAGCACGAGCGUCUCCUCCACACCGCUGCUGCUGAGCGUAAAAGGGGCGUUUCGGAGCUUGGCAGCCUCUCUGCUGGCGGUGCCAGGUGUGUUCAAACCUGUAGCAGACAAACGCACCUCGGAGAUGUCUCACGGCUCAGUCACCGUGGGCUGGAUCUCCACAGCAUAAACCGCCAACCGGUGAUUCCUCCGCCCGUCUAUUUUCAGCCUGCCCACAGGUACGAGGGAUUUCUCGUUGACGCACUACAUGUCAGCGACACAAUCCACCCCCGAGUGAGUAAAAUCCUCUCUGUUUACAUUUAGUUUUGACGACUUAGCGUUUGGAGGCUCAUCUGGGGAUGCGGAUAUGCUUCAAGAGUAGCGACGGAGAGCAUGGCAUGAAUUAUUCCCUUUUAAAAAGCAUAUAGACGCCAUCAACUCUGCAGUUUUACGCACGAGGAGCGCUUGGAAUUAUUGCUUCCCAGACAUCUGUACGGACACCGAGGGAUGACAACACCCAGCGGCAGAUUCUCGGGUUGAAAAGCAGCUUCCUAAAUGUCAGGGAGAUGAAAUCCCCCUCAGCAGAAGCUCUGGAGAAAAGGAAGGUUUAUUAGGCCGCGUCACUUCGCCUUCAUUUAACAGCAGCGAACCGAAGACACUGUUAGACCGUUUAGUUGUUCGUGAAAGGGAGUAACCAUGUCCCGAACACUGAAGAAGAAGAAACACUGGUCCGGUAAAGUGGUGGAGUGCGCGGUGUCAUGGGGGAACCUGGGGGACUUUGGCACCGUGGUGGAGGUUCUGGGUGGAGCAGAGCUGGGCCAGUUCCCAUACCUGGGCCAGAUGAAGCUGGACGUGCUGGUGUGUCACGUCGGGAAGCUGCCCUACUACGGGGACGUUUUGCUGGAGGUGAACGGGACGCCCGUCAGUGGACUUACAAACCGCGACACCCUGGCUGUCAUCCGCCACUUUCGGGAGCCGAUACGCCUGAAGACGGUCAAACCAGCCUGAUGGAGGCAGUGGGCCUGGAGGAUCAGCUGUUACC